AUGUCUCAAACCACUACUCGACCAAAGAGGAAAGCGGCAACAAACAAAUUCUAUAAUGACUCGUUAGAGCUGCAACUAGAUUACGAGCUGUCAGCUUCCUCAGUGGUAUCAACGAAUUCAAGUACAACAUCAACCCCAAGAUCGAAUUCCAGUAACAAAAGAAAGAAGACCAAUCCCUCUACAAAGAAAUUAGUGGCUCAAGAUAGCCCGAAUGUGAAAACAUCCAGCGAUUGCCUAACAUCACAGGUUCCCUACAACUGGCAACCUCCGCCUACUCAAGAAGACUACUUUUCAAACAAGCUAGAUUUGACUGAUGCAUAUAUUGAUUUGAGAACCCAGACACUAUACUGCCCACAUCAGGAUGAUUCAGUAUCCACCAAUCAUAAGAGGGGAAGAAACACCAAACCAUUCUCGCUUUCCAAAGGUCAGUGUAUUUAUAUGAUUAGUGAACCUCCUGGUGAGCCUUACUACAUUGGGAGAAUACGAGGCUUCACCAACAAUAAAUACCACAAGUACAAUGAUUCAUCCUUGGAAUCAAACACUGCUGAAGAGCUAACAGUGCCUGCUAAAGGUUACCAAUUUCUUAUACAGUGGUUUUUUAGGCCUCGUGACGUUUCAAAAGCAACAUCCGAUUCACGGUUGCUUUACGCCACGAUGGAUUCUGACGCUUGUCCAUUAGCAAGUUUUCGCGGGAUUGUUAAUGUACAGUUGAAGCAGGACAUAGAAGAUAGCUACAACGGACUCAAUUCACAGGUUCCAAAUAAUCGAAAAACGCAAUCAAAAUCGCAAACUCCAACCGGCAACAAUUCUUCUAUUGAAUCGUACGUGCAACAGCCAAAUUGUUUCUACUUUGAUCGUUUGUACGAUAGAUACAUGAUCCGAUCUUAUGAUGUUUUGCUGACGGAAAAUCUUUUACAAUAUGCUCAAGUGGAAAACAGCAAGUCAAGGAACUUCCUAAUUGCAUUGAAUAAGCGAUUUGAGUACAUAUUUUGCGAGACACAUAGGACGAAAUCAUUGAUCAACUCAUUCAAAGCCAAUACUUGUAAUUGUGACAUCUGUGGAUUGUGGUGCGAUGGAGCAGACUCGAUAAAUUGUGUCGAGUGUGACAAGUACUUCCACAUGUAUUGUCUAGAUCCACCCUUGCAAAAGAAACCCAGUCGUGGGUUUUCAUGGUCAUGUGCCGUUUGCGCAAAGAAGCACGAGAUUGAGUAUCAUCAAAAGAAAAUCUUGAUGCUCCUGCAUGACAAUAAAUCUUCAAAUCAAGAGAGUCUAGAGGAAGAGUUGAGUGCAUUGGAGUCUUUAGAAGCCGAGGUGAAAGAUUUAGACAAAGACCAAUCCAUGGAGGUCAAUUCCGUUGACGCAGUACUUCCUCGAUACGAAAUUAUGGCAAAGGAGUUUUUAAAGAAUGAUGCUAACACAUCUUUCGAAGAACGGAGAAGACUUAAAGAGGAAUGGUGUAUGAGAUAUCUUGGAUUGAAUGCAAAAUUAGAGGAAGCUGUAGACUUGGAUGACAAAUCACCGUACCCUCGAGCAUCAACCAGGGUAGGAACCAAACAUCAAGCUGUUUAUAUCCCCGAGUGCAACGGUCAUCCAAUCGUUUACUACGACGUUGAAAAAUCACCAAAGAAGAAGCAACCCAGCAACAAGUCGAAAAGCAAAGAGAAGCAAGACGAGAUUCAAAAAUUAAUGGUCCCUAAGGAGUUUCAAGAAUGCGACCCAAAAGAAUAUCCCGAGUGGUUACAGCCACGACCUAAGGGAUACAUUGAACGUGGAGUUGAUGAUGGAGCUGGGGUGACGUGUACAUUACUUUGGAAAUCAUCGGCAAAAGACAUUGCAGACAAUUUUGAACACCUUGACGCUUUUGUUGCGCAAUGUGCACCCAUUGCUGAAUCGCUUGGACUUUGUCCCAAUUCGCCCAAUUUUUGUGAUGCAGUGGUUCACCUGUACAUGGUACACAAUGGCAAUACUGAUAAAGCAUUCGCAGAUGUUGCAAAAUUAGACAAGAAGAAACUCAAGGAGCCAGUUUUCAAUAGAGAAGAGAUCAAGAGGUUCGAAGCUGGAGUUCGGGAGUUUGGAAGUGAGUUGUAUUAUGUCCAAAAGAAAGUUCGUACGCAGCCACUACACGCAGUGGUGCGUUUUUACUAUCUUUGGAAAAAGACUAAGAAUGGUCGACAAAUUUGGGGCAAUUUUGAAGGUCGAACAAAAAAACUGCACAAUCCCGUAAAACUAGAGCAGAAUGAGAAAAAACCAGAGCAUAUAAUCAUUGAUGAUUUGGCUAACCCCGAUGACGAUUCGUCGUAUGAGAAUGAUAAGAUACACGCGCAUGGGUCUCAAUUUGUUUGCAAGCAUUGUGGAAAUACUUCAUCAUUUCAAUGGUUUAGAAUAUCUGGACAUGAUGCCAAAAAGUUGGAUGACUUUGGGAAUGUUGUAGCCUUGUGUUUUCGAUGUGCCAAGUUGUGGAGAAGGUAUGCCGUGGUAUGGGAGACACCAGAAGAAGUGUUUAAAAAGGUUUCAAAAUCCAGUGGUUGGCGGAAGGGAGUUGAAAGUGAGUUGAUAAAUGACGCAAACGCUAUAUUACGGUUUGCUGAAAUGUCCAAUGUGGCAGUCUCACCCGAUGUGAAGAAUGAUCCGCUAGUGGAUAUCAAACAAGAGCCUAUCAUUGAAAAGAGAGCAGAUUCUAAGAGAAAGUUGACUACUUCUGCAUCCAGCGCCACGACGCCAAAAGCAAUCAAAUUGGAGCACGCUAAAAUUGACAAGAAUGAGUUGAAAAUUCAAAAGCAGGAUACACGACCGUUGCCAAGGAUUGAUGAAUUGAUCGCCAAGAACUUAGGAACACCAACUAAGAAUGUGCUUUUCAACCAAAAUUACUUAGUUCCAAGGUCGAUCCGAAUACCAAAAAAGUUGACAGCAGAAGAGGCUGCAACCACAAUUGGUCCCAUUGUUGAUAAUCAUCGAGAGAUUCAACUAGCCGAUGUUUACACCCCGCUUGUACCACUCCAAACUCCACACUUGACAUCGAUUGAGUUACCAUUCAAACCACAAGAACGAAAGUGUUGUGUUUGUAGAGAACAUGACACGACCAAAUCAGCGCUUUUGGAAACGUUGAUUUGUGCCAAUUGUGGAGUCAACGUUCAUGCAUCAUGCGCUGGGUACUCAGUUCCCGAGAAAUUAAAACCGUUAAAGGAAUGGUUAUGCGAGCCUUGUACAAAUGAUAUGCGACCAAUUAACAAUGCCAUUUACUCGUGUUGUUUGUGCUUGGCCCAUGAAACUAAUUUCGAGUUGUGUCUUCUUGGGUCACCACACGUGAGACCUGAUUUUUUGAAACCUACUGCCGAUGGAAGAUGGAGUCACUUGUUAUGUGUUAUUUUCAAUAGCGAAUACGCCAGCUUUAAGAAACCGAACAACUCAGUAGCGCAUAGCUUCUUGACACUUGAUGAUGUAACGAAAGUGUAUUUGAAUAAUUGCAAAUUGAAAUGUGGUAUCUGCCAAUCAUACAAUGGGGCAUUAGUUCGUUGCGAUCUUUGCGAGACUCCAACAUACUAUCAUCCUACUUGUGCACAAGAUACUCCAAAUUACAAAUUGGGUUUCAAGUUGGAGGCUGGUGUUAAAUCCUCACAAAAUGUCAAGGUGGAUGAUAAAGUGGGUAAAUUGAGAUCAAUUUUGGUUUGUCCCAAACAUGAUCAAUCAAAAGACACCAUUCUUAAUUUCCGAACGUUGGGGAAAAGGGCUACUGGUAGGGAUAGUGAAAGCAAACCCAUUAUUCAGUUGUUUUUGGAAGAUAUUAUAAAGCUAAGCAAACCGGUUUCUAGUGGAUCCCAUGCAAAGGCGUUACGUUAUAUCGAACAUAGAAAUUUGUAUUUUGGAAAGUCACAUAGUGGAGAUGGGAACUUGAACAGUAGCAUGAAGCGCAAGACUUGUUUACAAUGCUCAACAGACAUGUCACCAAUAUGGUGGCCAGCUGAUUCAGGAAAUAGUUACCAUGUUGUUUGUCAAACUUGCCACCAUAAUGGUAAGCUUACAGAGUCCAAAGCUAAUGAGUUGCUUGAUUUAUCGAAACCCUUGAAUGGAGAAUAUUACGGCAUCAAGGAUGAAAAUGAUUCAGUGAGGAAUGUCUACCAUUCAGAGCCUAUAAACGAGGCUUCAUUGGCAGCUCCUGUUGAAACUACUAGAUCAAAGAUUUCAUUAGGUGAUAUACUUAUUUAG
This is a messenger RNA of Lodderomyces parapsilosis, 4203 nucleotides long. RefSeq names its product DNA-binding E3 ubiquitin-protein ligase. Gene Ontology annotation, cellular component: Lid2 complex. Gene Ontology annotation, molecular function: chromatin binding; ubiquitin-protein transferase activity. Lineage: Eukaryota; Fungi; Ascomycota; Pichiomycetes; Serinales; Debaryomycetaceae. The coding region runs from base 1 to 4203 and encodes 1400 amino acids. The transcript has a single exon. Gene Ontology annotation, biological process: histone catabolic process. The record is from RefSeq and is a predicted model, not a curated record.